Rhodotorula graminis WP1 is the source of this 693-nucleotide messenger RNA. RefSeq lists its product as uncharacterized. Gene Ontology annotation, molecular function: protein binding. The record is from RefSeq and is a predicted model, not a curated record. The transcript has 2 exons. The coding region runs from base 1 to 693 and encodes 230 amino acids. NCBI's taxonomy places the organism in Eukaryota, Fungi, Basidiomycota, Microbotryomycetes, Sporidiobolales, Sporidiobolaceae.
AUGCCCAACUCGCCCAGCUCGACCGACUCGGCCUCGCCACCGCCCGCCGCCGCCCUCGCGGGCGCCGCCGCUCCUCCCACCACGGCGACUUGGCCCGACGAGAUCUGGGUGCUCGUCCUCGACCAGCUCGACUACAAGGGCCUGCACAAGGCGGCGCAGCUGUGCAAGAAGCUCAAGCGCUUCAUCGAGGACGAGUCGUUCGACGCCCGCCUGUUCCGCACGCGCGUCAAGCCGCCCAAGAAGCUCAUCCCCAACAGCACGCUCGAGAUCCACCCGCUCCUCGCCGCCACCUACUGCGUCUUCACGGGCAAGGACGCCCUCACGUGGGCGAGCAUGGGGGGCGACGACGGCGAGGAGCACACGGCGUUCGAGUACCCGGCCGUCGACGAGUACGCGACGUGGCCGCCGGCGACCAUCAUGCACGUCGACGUCGGCGUCGGCAAGUCGUUCCCGGUCACGGACCGCAACGGCAUUAAGGUCCGCCGCGUCCUGCAGCGCCUCGGCCACUUCUGGGGCUCGAAGGCGACGUCGACGUGGGCGUGGAACAUGGCGGCCGAGUACCACUGCCCGCCGGACGAGGUGACGUGGCAGAUGGCGCUCGGCGACCGCAACGGCUGGACGGGGUGGGAGGAGGCCGUCGUCGAGAACGAGGCGACCGCUGUCCGGCUGACCGCCUGCGGGUACGACUCGUAA